Messenger RNA from Paramecium tetraurelia, 3507 nucleotides. RefSeq lists its product as uncharacterized. NCBI's taxonomy places the organism in Eukaryota, Ciliophora, Oligohymenophorea, Peniculida, Parameciidae. Gene Ontology annotation, molecular function: guanyl-nucleotide exchange factor activity; phosphatidylinositol binding. The transcript has 4 exons. The record is from RefSeq and is a predicted model, not a curated record.
AUGAACCCUUCAGAUCACAGCACCAAAAAACCGAAGAAAGCUAAACCUAACAUGUUUCAAAUCUUCCAAUAUCAAUAUUUGAAAACCCAGCCCUCACAAACCCAUAAAGAAUCAUUCCUACCUACCAAUUCAAAUUACACUACAACCAAACUCAAACUCAAUCAAAUUGUCUAAAAUACAUCCAUCAAUAAGAGCACUAGAGCAUCCCACAAAGUCAAACUUUCAAUGUCCAACUUUCAAGAUGAUGAAGAGACAAUUGGUCGAAUCAGUGCCACAGUCAAAGAAGCACGAUCCAUUCUAGAGGAAAAUGAACAGCCACAACAAAUGCAACGUGAUCACCUACAAUAAAUUGUCUGCAUCCAAUCCAAAAUUAGAACCUACUUGGUUAAGAAGAGAGUGGCCCCUUUAAAAAAGACUCACAAAUACAGAUAUAGAAAACAAGUAUUGAAUGAAUUGCUUGCAACCGAAGAAAUCUAUUGCUCAGCACUCAAAACUAUGAUCCACUCCUAUUUGAAACCCCUGUCUGAUUCCAAAGGCAUCCUUUCCUCAAGUGAAAUCAAAGGACUCUUCUCCAAUAUUCAAUCCAUCUACCUGCUAUCACAAGAAACACUCAUCCUCUUCAAAGACCUCCAAAAAGACUACCACCAAGAAUAUCAGAAUGCCAUCAAACAGCUGCUCUCACAUGCCAACUUCUUUAAAAUAUACCAAGAUUAUUUAAUUAAUUACGCAAAUGCCAUUAAAUUACAAACCAAUCUCAGACACAACAAUAAACAGUAUAAAUCAUUUCUAGAUUAAGCAGAUAAGAAAAAUCUUGGUAAGACUUUAGAAAACUAUUACUUAAUUUUGCCAGUCUAAAGAAUCCCAAAGUAUGUUCUCCUAUUUAAGGAUUACCUCAAAAAUCUAAACCAAGAAAAUGUAGACUACCCCAAAUUCCAAAAGAUUCUCCAAGAAUUCGAAGCAGUUGCCAACCAAAAUAACAAAGCCAUGGAUAAUUUGUUAUCAAAACAAUAAAUUUUUGAAUUGCAACAACAAUAUGGCAAACACGUCAAGAUCUUGGAACUGAACAGAUAAUUCUUAAAAGAAGAAUCCCUUUAAAUGUACUUCACAAUUGAAAGUGAAGUUCGGCCUGUCAUCGUCUACUUUUUCUCCGAUCUAAUCUUAAUCACUGAAAGAGAUCAAAUCAAAUAGGGUCAAGUAUUUAGAACCUACAUUACUCUAAACCAUCUAAGUCAAUGUAAUAAAAUGGCUGAAAUGUAUAACUACAAAUUCUUGUAUUAAAUUAAUGGAUCAGAUAACCAUGUAACCUUUGUUGUUUAGAGUCAAGAUUCUGAAAAAGACUUAAAAGAACAAAUAGAGUUUGUCAAUGAAAUCAUACAACAACUCUAAGAUAAGAAAGACAGAAGAAACAAAUUAAUUUAAGAAAUCAAACCAGCUAAUCUGCCUUAGGAGGAAUAGAAUGCUCAGUAGAAUUUUGUUGUCACUGUUUAAAUCUAGGGAACUCAAGAAUUACUUGAUAAUUCCAACAAAAAGUUUACGAGAUAUGUCUUUGAAAUUGUGAUCAAUAAUAUCAUCACCCAACAAAUUUAUCUGAGAUUUAGUUAAUUCAAAACAACCAUGGAAUUUGCCAAGUCCAAGUUUCCCAAUAUCAAAAUACCAGAAAUCAAGGAAAAUAACUACUUUGAUAGAAAUGAAGCCCUUGUCGUUGAUAGAAGAAAACUCUUAAUGACUGAAUUCUUAUUAUUACUACUCAAUUCUAAAGACUUUAAAACAGACAAUCAGUAUUAGAAAUAAAUACUCAAUUAACUCGGCCUCCAUGAGAACUUUUACAGUCUCUUAAGAAAACUAAAAGAAGAAAAAGAAAGAGAAUCUGCUAAUCUAUCUGUCUUAAACUUCAGAGGAAUCAAAAAACCAUUAACUACACUCAUUGAGAAUAGCUUCAAAUAAGCAAGUUUCAGAAAGUUUGAUUAAUCGAAUGUUAAUACCAUCUAAACCUAAGUGAGUACUCCAAGAGGCCCUGUUAAGCCGAUGGGUGAUUUGGUUAGAUAGAUGCAAUAGACUGCCACUAAGAAUGAGGUGUAAUAGCAAUCUGAAAUUUCAGAAUUACCCUAAGAAUAAAAGCAAAACAUCAAAGGCUUAAGAGCCUCCAGUAUGAUAAAUAGUCGUAAGGUAUCUGCUUCUUAAUUACUUGCUGCGGAUACUAGGUGUAAUUCAAGACAGGGAUCAAUGAUCGUUUAAGGAGAGGGAAAUCUAUAAUUAGUUAAGAUCAAAGUUUUAAUAUUCCAAAAUUUCAAGCCCAUCGAAUAGGAAUACCAAAUUUGCAGAGAAACAGAUGCUGAGUAAUUAAGAGAUGAAGUAGCAGCUGAUAUCUAACUUUAAUAUUCAUACGAUUUUAAGUUGUAUCUCCUUGAUGAUCAGAUGUUGAAACCAUUAGAUAAGGAUGAAAAAUUAUGGAAUUUAUUGAUCAGAACAGAUGAAACUAAGGGACUGUUUAAAAAGGCUUAAAAUUAACCUCAAUAUAAUUAGAAAUUGUUAUAAUUGCGAAAAUACCUGUAUGUAAACUGCGAAGAAGAGACUGAAUUCUGUAAGUGUGAUUUGGUCAGAUUGACUUUAGUUAGUUAUUAAUUAUUUGAUGAUAUUACCAAUUAGAGAUUGAUAUUGGAAUCGAAGAAUCAUGUGAUUUGUGCAGCAUUAUAUCUGAUUUUAAAUAAAUUCAAAAAGAUAGAUAAAAACAAUAUCCCAUUUAAUGAAGUUAAAAAACUGAUUCCUCAUUAAAUAUUUAAAUAUAUCCAAUAAGACACUUGGGUGAACUUCUUACCAACUAUAUUUGAUAAUUUCUACACUUUGGUUAUGAGUGAAUAUGCGGAUGAUUAAAAGAAAGAGAAACAAAAAUCAAAAUAGAAUUAAGAUACCGAAAAAAAUACAAAUCACGAAGAACCAAACAAUCAAAUUACAGAGUCAGACAUUUCAGACAAUCUGACCGUUCUUAAGACUGAAGCUCAUUAUGCCAUGUUAAUCUUUUUGGAUAUUCUGAAAUCCACUAAAUUUUUUGGUGUCACUAAUUUUAAAGUUCAAAGUGAUAAAGAGACCCUAAUGUAUUUGUAUGAAUUAAGCAAACACUAUUGGGAAGAAAAGAAAAAACAAAAUAAAUUUUCAUCCUCUUAUACUAUUGAUGAUUGUCGUACAUGGUCAUCAUUUUAUUUGUGUAUAAACUAUAAAUGCAUCACAUUUCUCAAACAACUUAAUUCCCAACUUGAAAUCCUUGAACUUGAUUAUGAAGAAAUUGAGUAGAUUAGUUCAUUACAAAAGAAUUUGGGAAUUUAUAUUUUCAAUCCCUUGACUAACAAUUAUGGCAUUCAAAUCAAUAAGAAGAUUUGUUUAAACUUUGAAACUGAGAAAAGUUAUUAAAUUAAAUAGUUGAUAUAGACAUAUGAUUAAAUGCAAAUGGAAAAUCGAUAAGCAUAAGAGCUGCAAUGUGAUGAGGAGUAAAAUUUUAAUGAGUUUUAAUGA